Messenger RNA from Suillus fuscotomentosus, 1410 nucleotides. RefSeq lists its product as uncharacterized. Bases 1 to 1410 code for a protein of 469 amino acids. Gene Ontology annotation, cellular component: nuclear proteasome complex; proteasome regulatory particle, lid subcomplex; cytoplasm. The record is from RefSeq and is a predicted model, not a curated record. Lineage: Eukaryota; Fungi; Basidiomycota; Agaricomycetes; Boletales; Suillaceae. The transcript is spliced from 8 exons.
AUGGCCGAGGUUAGAAAACAGGAGAAAGACUUUACAAAGGAAGUUGACGAGCUCCUACAAGAGACCUCCGCUCUCGUCAAGUCUGUUCAGCUGUCAGAUGCCUUGGAGAGAUUGCUUGCGCUGGAGAAGCAAACACGAAAUGCCAAUGAUCUACCUUCCACGACGCGGCUAGCUAAAGCGGCACUUGAACUCUGCUACGAAUCCCGAGACUACACACAACUCAAUAGCACCAUCAGCUUACUGAGCAAGAAGCACGGCCAACUCAAAGUCGUUGUCCAGGCCAUAGUCGAACAGGCAAUAUCGUGGCUGCCUGGGAUCCGACAAGAGCAAGGUGUUGAGAAGUGGUUAGAGUUAGUUGAAACCCUGCGAUCUAUUUUUCUCGAGACGCCCCGUGCGCGCGUCACUCUCGCUCUCUCCCAUUACCAUGAAACUCUUUCCAAGGCUCCAAACGCCCUGGCAGCUACAAUCAAAGAAACACUACAAACAGCUUCAGAUCUCCUUAGCGACCUGCAAGUGGAAACUUACUCGUCGAUGGAGCGGAGAGAGAAAACGGAGUUUAUUCUAGAGCAGAUGAGGCUAUUGAUUGCUGUCGCUCGAUUGAAAGAUGCGGAAGCUCCCGCGAAACAGGGGAAGAACGCACUUGGAAGUGGUGAGCCUGAAUGGGUCAAGGCCAAAGUUGGGGGCCGCAAAGUCAACGAAUCGUUCCUCAAGGAGAAAGCAAAUGAGGAUCUCAAACUCAAAUAUUAUGAUCUAAUGAUCCAACAAGCUCUUCAUCAAAGUGCUUAUCUGGAAGUAGCGAAGCAUUAUGAGAAGGUUUGGGAUACGCCGUCGAUAAAGGAGGACGAGAGCAAAAGCCGUGCCGCCCUCGAACACAUCGUUUAUUACGUGGUACUUGCGCCUCAUGACAACGAACAAUCAGACAUGCUGCACCAUCUAUUCGCUAACCCCGCACUCGAGAAGCUUGAACUCCAUUAUAACCUUGUCAAGUCAUUCGUGACCCGUGAAUUGAUGAGGUGGCCCGGAAUUGAAUCCCUGUAUGGACCUUUCUUACGAACAACGCCGGUGUUCUCGGUUUCCAAGCAAUGGGAGGACCUCCAUACCCGUGUCGUCGAACAUAACGUACGCGUGGUCGCACAGUAUUACACUCGAAUCACCCUCUCCCGUCUCACGGUUCUUCUCGACCUUACACCACAACAAACAGAAGAAACGCUUGCUCGGCUAGUUGUUUCACAUACCAUCUGGGCACGCGUAGACCGACCAGCAGGUAUCGUCAACUUCAGGAAUAAGCGCAGCGCAGAGGACGUGAUGAAUGAUUGGAGUUCGGACAUGCAAAAGUUACUUGGACUUGUAGAGAAGACUUGGAUAGGGAUGAACGCGGCACAGGCCGCUCAAUCUCGCAUCAAGGCAUAG